Molecule: messenger RNA, 453 nt
Organism: Akanthomyces muscarius
Lineage: Eukaryota; Fungi; Ascomycota; Sordariomycetes; Hypocreales; Cordycipitaceae
Exons: 1
Coding region: 1-453 (150 amino acids)
Biological process (GO): mitotic sister chromatid cohesion
Cellular component (GO): Ctf18 RFC-like complex
Source: RefSeq, a predicted model, not a curated record
AUGUCAGCGGCAAGACUAGAGCCGCCCCGCGCCGACAGACAGGCCCAAGGCCCCAACCCUCUGCCGCAGCUCAUCCAGACACCCUCUGGGCUCGCCCUCCUCGAGCUGCAGGGCACCAUCAACCUGCCGCUGGGCAAGGACGGCGAGCCCCUCUCCGACGUGCAGAUUGGGCGCAUCGACUUCCCCGACUACGACCCUGCCGCGUCCCCCCAGGGAACGGCGUGGAUGAAGCGCGUGCACAUGUUUGUCGGCCAGCACCAGCGGCUCCACGGCGAGGUCAAGAAGCUGCCGCGGGCGAUUGCCGUGGUGCGCAGGCGCGAGAACAGGAUGGAGCACGGCUCGGGCGGCGCGCACAUGGAGGAGGGCGAGAACCUCGAGGUGGUGGAGAUUAUAAAGUACAAGCUCAUGUUUGGCAACCGGCCGGAGCCCGUGGGCACGGAGAAUGCAGUCUGA